AUCCCUGCAAAUUAAGAAAAAGAACUUCAUUGCUUAUAAACCCAGUAGAACAUGGAGGAUAUGGGAGUGAACUGGGAGCAGAAGACACUGAUCAGUGAGCUAAUUCAGGGGAUGGAGCUGACAAAACAGUUGAGGGUACACUUGAAACUGGCAUCUCCGUUCGAGACUAAGGACUUGCUGGUGCAGAAAAUAUUAUCCUCAUAUGAGAAGGCACUUCUGAUUUUGAGAUGGGGUGGAUCGAUGGGGAAACCUCAGACCCUUGCGGCAACAACAAGUGUGCCUGAGUUUACACUAUCUAUCAAUGGAAGUCCUCGAAGUGAGGAUUUCGACAAGGAUAAUCAGGAUUAUGGAGAUGUGUCAAAGAAGAGGAAGACAGUACCAAGAUGGACCAGCCAAGUUAGAGUUAGUGCUGAAAAUGCCCUGGAAGGACAUGAUGAUGGCUAUAACUGGAGAAAAUAUGGACAAAAGGAUAUCCUAGGAGCCAAAUAUCCAAGAAGCUAUUACAGAUGCACCUACAGAAACACUCAGAAUUGUUGGGCUACGAAGCAAGUCCAAAGAUCAGAUGACAACCCCACCAUGUUUGAAAUUACAUACAAAGUAAAGCACACUUGCUUCCAAGGAAGCCAGUCAGUUCCACCACCAGCAUCGCCUGAAAAACAAGAACAGAAGAAUCCAGAUCAUGGCAAACAUAUUAGUCAUCAACAACAACAACGAUCACAACAACUGCUAAACUUUCAUAAAGAACUGAGGGUCAAUACUGAAGAAUUUGAUAAUACACAAAUGCAGUCUCCUUUCUCUUUUCCUUCAACAUUUGGAGGAAUAAGAAGCAUUUCCCCAGCACUUGAUAACAGCAAUUUAAUCGGCAGUUUUUCCCCCUCAUAUAUAUCGCCAGCUACACCAGAGCCAGACUACUUUUCACUGCCAGCAUGCACAAUGAUUAACUUCAAUGGGAAUCAUAAUGCAUAUCGUUCUGAAUAUGAUUCAACUGAGAUAAUAUCGUCCAACAGUUCAUCCUCCAACUCUCCAGUAUUGGACUCUGUCUUCUCUCUCAAUCCACUGGAAAUUGAUCCAAACUUCCCAUUUGAUACUUCAGAAUUUUUCUCUUGAUUUGGCUUGGCCAUACAAAGAAACAAAUUAGAGAUAGGAGGAUCAGUGAAUUUUGAUUUAUUGUAAGAGGAGGAGAAGAUGCUUGUACAAUAUGCUAGGACUACCCUUGAUGUUGGCAAAGGGGAUCUAGUUUUGCAAUUUUCUGUGUAAUUAAAGUUGUAAUUUUAGAAUAUCAAGCUCUCAACCACAAAGCAUAACAUUGCAGUUUACAGUUAGAAAA
Messenger RNA from Tripterygium wilfordii, 1327 nucleotides. Its product is annotated as probable WRKY transcription factor 53. Bases 52 to 1107 code for a protein of 351 amino acids. Gene Ontology annotation, molecular function: transcription cis-regulatory region binding; DNA-binding transcription factor activity. The transcript has 3 exons. The record is from RefSeq and is a predicted model, not a curated record. Gene Ontology annotation, cellular component: nucleus. Gene Ontology annotation, biological process: regulation of DNA-templated transcription. Lineage: Eukaryota; Viridiplantae; Streptophyta; Magnoliopsida; Celastrales; Celastraceae.